AUGAAGAUUGCGACUUUAGCCACUAUACUCGCGGCAACGACAGCGGUUAACGCUGUACCAGUCCAACAUGAGUCUAGACAAUUAGCAGAUGUGCUACAAGGCCUUAUCGACCAAGCUGGUAAAGCCAAUCCAACAAAGGAUGGCUCAGCAGCGGCCAGUGCCGAAGAAAAAGAUAAAACACUUGACAACAGUCUCGACAGUAAACUCAAGCGCGACGAUGCUUAUGAUGAAGGCGGCAGAUUCGACGAAGCUCUCGACCAACUCAAAAAGCGAGCCGUUUUGAACGACUACCUUGGCGAACUCCUGAACUUAGCUCAACCAGGUGGAUUACUCAGACGUCAAGACGACAUCGAGAAGAAGAUAAACGAAACUAUCGCAGAUGUUAUUGACAAAUCUGUCGACGAUGUUGCUGCUAAGUUACCAACUAAACGUGAUGGAACAGGUGUGCCAAUCGUGACACCGCUCGUAGAAAAGCUCCUCGGAGGGCUUAAAGAAUCUAGCAAGCGUCAAACUGACGGUGUUGUGGAGAUGCUAGGUGAAGCUCCAAUAGUGGGUGAUGCAGUCGAACAGCUCCUUGGAAAAGAGGAGGAAGAGAAGCCAAAAUCACCAUUGGAGAAGAUCAAUCAACUCAACAGUCGCGACUACUACAAGUUCUGGGAGCCUUCUGGAGACAGCUUCCUUGCAGACGUACAGAGAGUAGACGAGGCACCUCACAAGUCUUUGGAAGAAUUCAACCACAAUGGCUAUCACCAUAAGGACCACCGUAAGCGUCAAGGCGAAGAUGCAGAAGCUACAGCAGAUUCAGCCUUGGAUGAUGACGCGCUCUCUGGACUCGACAAAGGUCUUGAUGCAUUAAAGAAGCGUCAAGGUGAAGAUGCAGAGGCCACAGCAGAUUCAGCCUUGGAUGAUGACGCCAUUUCUGGACUUGACAAAGGUCUUGACGCAUUGAAGAAACGUCAAUUGAGUGAACUCAAGGAUGCUGCUGGAAACCUUCCAGUUGUUGGUGAUUUACUCAAGCAAAAGAAUGAAACUGAUUCAGACUCCUCUGAAUCUUCAGAUCCAAGCUUGAGUGAUCUCAUCCCAAUGAAAGCACGUCAGUUGCUUCCUGAUGUCUCUGAUGUUGGUAGUCUUUUAGAGGGUGGUCAUCCAUCAGACAAAUCAGAUGGCAAGGCAGACGCCAAAGGUCUCGACAAACUCAGAGCUAGAUUGUUAGAUGAAGAAAAGCCAGAUCCUGUUGGAGGUAUUUUCGAUGGCCUGCAAGGCACAGUUAAGGAAAUUGGCGACACUCUUCCAGGAAAUGGUGGUACUGCAGAGACAUUCUUCGAGAGAAGAGCAGAUAACGACACAACAUCAGAUGUAGAAGGGUUACCAAAUAUUUUGAAGUCCCUCCAAACUACUGAGAAGACUGAGGAUGAAUCAAGCACUACUUCUUCAACACCAAAACCAAGCUCAGAUUCCGAAUCUAAGGAUCCAAAUAUCCUUGAUGACCUUACCAACACUGCUGCAAUCAAAAAUGGUUUGACAAGUGCCGUCGAAAUGAUUCCAGAGUAA
Molecule: messenger RNA, 1551 nt
Organism: Wallemia mellicola CBS 633.66
Lineage: Eukaryota; Fungi; Basidiomycota; Wallemiomycetes; Wallemiales; Wallemiaceae
Exons: 2
Coding region: 1-1551 (516 amino acids)
Source: RefSeq, a predicted model, not a curated record